Messenger RNA from Daucus carota subsp. sativus, 2082 nucleotides. RefSeq lists its product as uncharacterized. Bases 149 to 1876 code for a protein of 575 amino acids. The transcript has 9 exons. The record is from RefSeq and is a predicted model, not a curated record. NCBI's taxonomy places the organism in Eukaryota, Viridiplantae, Streptophyta, Magnoliopsida, Apiales, Apiaceae.
AUAUCUGGCGUUCUGCCUUUUCAUUUGUCCAACACAUUUUCUUAUUGCGUGUUCUUACCAUUUCUUGGCGUUUCAGAACUCCUGCUCUUACUUUGAAUGUAUUACAACUACUUUCACAACUGCUUGUUCUUGUUUUUCAUGUAAGAAAAUGUUGCCAAGCACUAUAGAAGAUUGGUUAAGGAUCAUCUAUGUGGUCUUUUCAUUCUUUGCUGCUCUCUGCUUGGGUGCUGUCAAAAGUGUCUUGGUGGGGCCAGUGGCUGCUGUGAUACUGAUUUUUGGGAAUGUUGGGGUGAUUCUUGGGCUUUUACCUUCCCAUGUUUACUGGACUUUCUAUACCCUUAUCAAGACACAGAAAUUUGAUGCAUACCUUAAAGUAGCUCUGGUGUUUGCAUUGCCUGCUUUGUUUGCCAUAUGGGUGGGUUUAAGCAUAGCUGGUAGUGUUCUGGUGGGUGUGGGUUAUGGCUUCUUUACUCCAUGGGUUUCAUCUUUUGAGGCCUUCAGGCAUGACCACGAGAACGCGUAUCUCAUGUUCUUUCAUUGCGUUGUGGAUGGAACUUGGGGGACUAUUAAAGGAAGUUGUACUGUGGUUCGAGAUUUUGCUGACAUGUGUAUACAUUCUUACCCUGUUUACUUGAAAGAGCUGCGUGAAUCCCCUUAUACAAAUGAGUAUAAACCGUUAAGGUUGAUUCAUGUUCCUGGUUGUAUUAUUGUCGGGAUUAUGGGACUUGUUGUGGAAAUUCCCCUUUUUACUGCUAUAGCCAUAGUAAAGAGUCCAUACUUGCUGUUCAAGGGAUGGCAGAGACUUGUACAUGAUCUAAUCAGCAGAGAAGGCCCAUUUCUGGAAACAGCUUGUAUCCCUAUUGCAGGCUUGACAAUUCUUAUGUGGCCAAUCAUUGUCAUUGGAAGCAUUAUAAUGGCUAUAUUCUCUAGCUUUUUUAUCGGAUUGUAUGGCGCAGUGAUAGUAUAUCAGGAACGUUCUUUUCAAAGAGGUCUGGCUUAUGUAAUUGCAAUGGUUGCUGAAUUUGACGAAUACACAAAUGAUUGGCUGUAUCUUCGUGAAGGGUCCAUCCUCCCAAAGCCCAGAUAUAGGAAAAAGUUAUCUUCAUUAGACCCUUCUGUGGGAGCUCACUCAGCUGAUGGUCCUCGGAUUGGCUCUGUUAUUAGAGAAGCACCACCAAUUCUCAUGGCAAGCCUGUCAUCAAGAAGAUCGGUCAGGGAGACUAUACAUGAAGUGAAAAUGGUCCAGGUAUGGGGAAACAUGAUGAGAUCUUGUGAAAUGCGAGGAAAGGAAUUACUGGAUGCCCAUGUAAUAACUGUUACUGACCUCUGUGAUUGGUUGAAAGCAAAGAAUAGUAAAGAAGCGGGCAUUGUUGGUGUUGGAGUGCCUUGCUACACACUCUUCCAUAAUAUCCUUUACUCCAUAAAAGCUGGAUCAGAAGGCCUGUUAAUUCUUGAUGAUGUUGAAAUAACUCAUCUUAAUAGGCCAGAGGACAAAAUGAUAGACUGGUUUUUCCAACCGCUAAUGGUUCUCAAGGAACAGAUCAAGUGCAUGGAAGAGAAUGAGGUCAAGUACAUGGAGAAAAUAAUUCUAUUUGGAACAAAUCCUCAGCGCCUCCAGGCGUGGGAUAAUGGCAGUGUGGUGCCCCAGAAUGCAGUAAGAGUUGCUCAACUAGAGGGCAUUGCUAGAAGGAUGGUGGGGAUGGUAAGGCGAAUAUCAAUGUUUCCGACUUACAGAAGACGAUAUCGCCAUAUAGUGAAGUCCUUGAUAGCAGGGAAAGAAAGUUGUGCUCCGAAAGAAGGCUCCUUUAGGUCUACAAAAGAAGGCUCCAUCAAGUCCAUAUCAACAAGAUCAAGCAACUCUAUUGAAAUUGUUUAAAAAAACUAUAAAGUCGUCUUCUUGUUUUGUUUAGUCUUCUGUUCCCUUCCCUUGUCGUGUGUGUGUAUAUUUCUUGAUUCGAUGAUUUGUUUUAGUUGGUCUGUAUAUAAUCAAUCACAUUAUGACGAAAGAGGAGAUGCUUCAUUUUUGAGGAAGACUUGUUUAUACAGUGGAAAUUACUUGGAAUGUGAUUUUAAUUCGUUCAA